GUAAACAGUUGAGCAAUUUACGAAUUCUGUCAUCGAACAACUGUCACUGUGACUGUCAUCCCCACGGUCACACUGGUCACUAGACUGUCACAUUAUUGUCAUUUUACGUCAUUCACGUUUCACAGAACGUGGAUUCAGAGAGAGUAAUCUGGUUUUUGGUUAACAUUACUAUUGACUGCUCCCAAACUUGCGUAGCAAAACAACGAACGACAACGGUGACAGCGUGAGUAAGAGCGAGUAAUGCAUCAGUAGUGGGCUGGUGGGUGUUGUGCGUUUGCAUAGUGAAAUAGUAGUUGAUCAAAAGACUUUAACAGGAGACGUGGAUUCUUCAAAACAUUGAAAUGGAAACACCACAAGAACAAGUUGUGAUGACCCCAAAAUGCAAAACUGCCAAUUCUACAACAUUAAUUAUCGAAAGACGGGCUGUGAACAAAACCAAUGAUAAGAUGCAUGUGGCUGGUGGAGAACACACGGGAAUCAUAAUAAAUAAAGAAACGGCAAAUGAAAACGGUGAAUCGUCUCCUGCACAACUAACUCUAGAGUUUCGAGUAUUCCUUGUUAGCGCACAAACAGGUAAACAUACACCAGAAUCUCGUACUUUGCGAUUUUGGUUCCGGGAUCACCCAGAAGUGAAGGAUAUGGAACCAGCAACCAUUGCGCAGGAUUUCUUUAAGGAGUUGGUUAGCCCUCAGGAGUUUCCAAGAGAUUAUGUGGGCUUUAUUAAAAAAAUAAUGAAGCUAAUGCAACACAGUUACAAAAGUAUAAGUAAAUUAGAAGUUCAGUUGACGCAACUACAAGAAUCUGCAGUUCCCGAAAGGCCGCCUCGACCUGGGUAUCUCCAUUUCGAGCUAACAUCUAAGUGUUCAGUAUCAGCAGAUGAAAAUUCUCUGGGCAAUGUGGUUUUACUAACAAGAGACAAAGUUAUUGAAAUUAUUGAGUCAUCAUAUCCAAAUCCUGUAACAAUUCAAGACAUAGCAAAGGAACAUGGAUGGGAUGAGGAAGAAGUUGCUCAGUAUAUGGCUGAGCUGCAAUCAAGUAAUGUUGUUAAAGCAAUGGACCAUGGAGCUUACACAAGACAGCAAUCUCAAGACACUCAAGUAAUAAUCGUUAAGCAAAUGCCAACAAUGGUUAGCUCUAAACAACCAACAAUAGCCAUUAUUACAGCUCAGUACUGUGAGAAGUUAGCUGUAGACGCAAUGAUUGAAAACAAGGAGACUUUCGUUAGAUACACAACAGUGGGUCCCAACAGCCCUACAAGCGAUAAGUCAAGGACCAGAUUCGGAGAAUCCAACGUGUACACAUUGGGCAAUAUCGGAGCGCAUCGUAUUGUAUGUACUAAACUACCAUCUGUUGGUCAUACCAGAGAAGCAAUGACUGCAGCUGGAAAUACAACAACGCGACUAUUAGGAACUUUCCAGAAAGUCGAUUAUGUGUUUUUGGUGGGUGUGGGAGGCGGAGUUCCACAUUAUACUGAUUAUAAUAAGCAUGUUAGAUUGGGCGAUGUAGUGAUUUCACAUCCUGUCAGUAACAAAGAUGUAUACGUUUAUUGCGAAACUACUAAAGCCAGCGACAAAGGGUAUGAUUUUGAAGUGAAACAUUACAGACCUAAUAAUUUCAUUCUACAAGAAAUAGCGGCACAUUUGAGGUCGUCCGCUAGUGGUGAUAAUGGAACUGUGUCACCUUGGGGCAAAUAUCUCAAAGAUGGUUUAAAUGUUCUUAAUUCUCAGAUUGAAACUGACUUCACGCCCCCGAGUGUCGAAACUGAUAAAUUAUACAUGACCAUAGGCGAAAGAGACCUUAUAGAGGUAGCUCAUCCAGUUCCACAAGAUAAAACGACUAAAAGGCAGGAAGGUUGCCCCAGGAUUCAUCUGUCAACAAUAGCUUCCGGCAGACAAGUGGUUAGAGACGACAGAUUGAGACAGCAGUUUGCAGCUGAAGUCGGUGCUUUGGCAUUUGACUGUGAGUUUGAUGCAGUUAUUGAAUCAGUCCUUGGUAAUUGCAAGGACAGUUUCGUUAUAAUUCGCGGAAUUUCCGAUUACAAAGAUGGAACUAGACGUAAGGAAUGGCAGCCUUACGCGUCCCUAGCAGCUGCUAGUGUUAUGAAAUCAAUUAUCUGUGGUUUAGAGCCACCAACUAAUGUUUAAUUUAAGUUCUAAUUUAUGUAAAUUGCCUAAUCUACGAUUUGAGUUAUUUGGUUUUUUGUAAUUUCGUGCUAUUUUCCAAAUCAAUUUAUUGUGUGUGAUUUCGAGAUCUGAAAAAAUGUUAAUUCUCUUCUUUUUUUUUUCUUAAUCAAGUCUGAUUCAUGUUCCAGACACUUCGAAUUACUUCCUCAUUUAAAUAUUUAGGCUAUAUUCCAAGCGAAUAGUUAACUUUACAUAGUCUAUGAAUGAAGUUACCAUUUUAGAGUACUCUAAGAUUAUUGUUGCGCCUAUUAUGGGUAGGUUAACGAACUAAAGAGACUGUUUAGGGUUUCGUCACAAAAUAGUAGAUAAUUAUCAUAGUUCACGACUGCCAAUGUAGUAACAAAUACAAAGACUAAACUAAAAUCAAAUACUUAUUAGAUUUAUUCGAAAUGUGAUCAGUAGAUAUUAAUUAGAUCAACGAUUUUAGUGAACAUUAAAUUCCAUGUAAAAUCUUUUAAUCAAAAUAACGAAUUGGCGCGUUUUUCUCGUUCUCCAAAUUAUAAUGCUCAUUUCGUGACACUUCCAAAGAACGCGCUUUUAUUAAAAUAUACAACUUGCAUUUACUAUUUUUAGAUGUAGUAUGUUACACUGACAAUCGUCUGAGAGUGUAGAACUACAUCAGAAGUUUGUCUUGUGAAGCAAAUCGUUUCGGAUUUUUUUUCGUCCAAAAGGCUCAAAUAAAAAAAAUCGUGGACCCUUCAAACUUUAACGGCUGAAGUGCCGUUUUUAUUACGCCGAAUAAAAAAAAUCAAAAUCUCGUACAUUUUCAAACGAUUAUCAGUGAAAGUGACACUCCAAAAAAGUGACAACUGAACUGUCAUUUAGUAUUCAUAUUAUGUUGUACUCUGUAUUUAUUUAUAUCAAACUUAUUUUAUUCCAUAUGGUUUUGUACAAUGUUAUUUAUAACACAUUUUAUUAGAUAAUAGGUUUUAUUUAUACUUGCCAUAUUUUAGUCAUCAAAUCUGGACUAUUAAUUUAUUAAUAUUAUUGUUUUUAUUUAUGAGUUUAUUAAAUUAUUUUGUACAUUGCAUAUCUGGAAUAAUAAAAAAUAUACAAUAUUA
Zophobas morio is the source of this 3244-nucleotide messenger RNA. RefSeq lists its product as uncharacterized. Gene Ontology annotation, biological process: nucleoside metabolic process. Gene Ontology annotation, molecular function: catalytic activity. The transcript is spliced from 11 exons. The record is from RefSeq and is a predicted model, not a curated record. The coding region runs from base 342 to 2144 and encodes 600 amino acids. NCBI's taxonomy places the organism in Eukaryota, Metazoa, Arthropoda, Insecta, Coleoptera, Tenebrionidae.